GCAUUAUCCUGUUAAGAAUUCCAACCAUUCUCUCUCACACACACAUACACACACAAUCACACGCAGAGUGAAAGAAAAGGAGAAAGAUGAUGAUAUCUCUUAAGGCCAUUCAAAUCUCUUUGAUUCCAAAUUUAUUAAGAUCCAACAAAAAGAAGAUCUUAUUUCUAAGAUGCAAAUCCAUCAACUCAAAUCCAGGAGAAAACAACCCAACAGAAGGAGAUACCCGAAAACAAGAUCUUCUUGCCAGAAUCGCAAUCCUUCAAACCCAGAAAGUUCGUUUAACUGAUUUCUUAGAUGAACGAUCCUCAUAUCUAACUCAAUUCGCCGAAGAAGCCAGUAAUGAAUUCGACAAGAUUGGAGAAGAUGCUCUCAAAGAACUAAAUGAAGCUGAAUCCAGGAUUAUGGAGAACAUUGAAAGCAGAAUGCAAGCAUUUGAAGAAACUGCAGAGCAAGAGAAACUUGAAAUAGAGAAGAAUGAGAAGAAAUUAUUUGAUUUUGAAGAUGAAAUAGAGGAUGGUAGGAAUGAAGGUUUGUUUUUUCAGAAUUUGAGGGAGAAAAAGCCAGUUGACAUGGAGAAGGUUAAGGAAGAAACAGAGAAAAUUAAGGAGGUUACAGUUGACAUAACAAGAACAGACACUAGAAGGAACAUUUACAUUGUAUUUGUUGGGUUGAUUGUUGUAGCAAUUGUGGAUUCCUUAAUGUCUUCUUCAUCGGGAUGGGAGAAAACAACUGUUCUUGGGUUCAUAUUGGUGGGUCUACUUUCUCAACUCUUUUAUGAACAAAGGAAGUUGUUUGAAACACAAAUAACAACACAAGACAACAAAUCUAAGGAUGAUGAAAAUCAGUCCUGAAAUAUCCAUUUUUAUGACAUUGAAGAUAUAUGAUGUAAACAAUGCAAAUAUUGUGUAUUCAAUAAAUUAGAUUAGGGUUAUAUGUUCCAUUUAAA
Messenger RNA from Impatiens glandulifera, 946 nucleotides. RefSeq lists its product as uncharacterized. The transcript is spliced from 2 exons. Gene Ontology annotation, cellular component: chloroplast. NCBI's taxonomy places the organism in Eukaryota, Viridiplantae, Streptophyta, Magnoliopsida, Ericales, Balsaminaceae. The coding region runs from base 87 to 851 and encodes 254 amino acids. The record is from RefSeq and is a predicted model, not a curated record.